AUGCACUUGGAUGAAGUCAUGUGUGGCACUGGUAGAUCGAAUCCAAACGGUGGAUUGAAUUGCUGGGAAAACUUCAUGCCAUUGAACCAAGGUCCAGAUUUGCAAUCAGUUGGUAAGGCUUUGGGAUCUGGCUAUGUCACUAUUGCUGGUGUUUUGAUCAGUCCAAAGGUUAAAGAUGCAUAUGUUAAUGGCAGUAACAGCGUCGUUGGUUCACACACCUAUGCCUCCCAUGCAUUUAACUGUAGUGUUGCGUUAGGUAUCCAAAAAAAAAUCAUUGAAAAAGGUUUGACUAAGAACAUCUUCAAAAUGGGCAACUUGAUGGGUGAAACUUUGAAGAAGAAGUUACUAGCUAACGAUAACAUUGUUGGUGAUGUCAGAGGUAUUGGUGGGUUUUGGUCGUUGGAAUUUGUUAGGGACAGAAAGGGAAAGAUUAGCUUUGCUCCCAAAUUAGAUGUUGGCCACAGAUUUCAAGCUGUGUGUUUUGAAAAUGGCAUAAAUGUCAUGGGUAUGACUGGCACCUAUGAUUAUACUACAGGGGAAGGUGAUGUUGCACUGUUGGCGCCAUCAUUUAUCAUUACUGAGAACGAUGUCGAGGAAAUUGUUGAGAGAGUUGUUAAAUCAGUCGAUGAGUUGACUGCUGUUUUGAAAAGGGAAGGUGAAUUUUAA
Messenger RNA from Saccharomycodes ludwigii, 666 nucleotides. RefSeq lists its product as uncharacterized. The record is from RefSeq and is a predicted model, not a curated record. Gene Ontology annotation, cellular component: cytosol. Bases 1 to 666 code for a protein of 221 amino acids. Lineage: Eukaryota; Fungi; Ascomycota; Saccharomycetes; Saccharomycodales; Saccharomycodaceae. Gene Ontology annotation, molecular function: transaminase activity; pyridoxal phosphate binding. The transcript has a single exon.